AUGCAUAACAGCUUCUGCAUACAGGUGUUCAUCGAUGAGUUGGAUGCCAUUGCACCUGCACGUAAGGAUGGAAGUGAAGAGCUUUCUCAUAGAAUGGUUGCAACAUUGUUGAAUUUGAUGGAUGGGAUUGGCAGAACUGAUGGGCUACUUGUUAUUGCUGCGACCAACAGACCAGACAGUGUAGAGCCUGCUCUCAGACGGCCUGGAAGAUUUGACAGGGAAAUUGAAAUAGGUGAUUUGAAAUCAUUCUUUCUUCUUUAA
This is a messenger RNA of Ilex paraguariensis (yerba mate), 261 nucleotides long. NCBI's taxonomy places the organism in Eukaryota, Viridiplantae, Streptophyta, Magnoliopsida, Aquifoliales, Aquifoliaceae. The record is from the annotation of a GenBank genome assembly.